UUCGGUGUAGUUGAGUAACAUAAAACUCAAGAUGGUUAAUUACUUCAUUUACGCAAAAGACUUUUCGGGGUCUACGCAAGGUGAAAAUUAUUUUCACAGCAAUGGUAUGAAAUCGUUUAAAGAAUUUAAAAGUGACGUGGAGAAAAUAGAAAAAGAACUUUUGGAUGCCGAAGAGCCUUCAACAGAAUCUAAAAUAAUUUACUUACACUGGGGAGACGAAUGUUACGAAGUUGAUGAAGAUGCAACUGUGAUAGCAUAUAACGAACUGCAAUCUGGAAACAUGGGUACAGAUCCAGGAACGAUUAUUGAAUGGAUAAAAACCAAAAGUGAUAUCUGUGGUGAAAAUAAUAAAAUCAAGCUACUGUAUAUUAUAACUGAUGGUUUGAUUGACCAUAAUGAAGCGAUGAGAUGUUUUAAACUAAAUGAAGAUAUGAAUUACGAAAGGGUCGUUUUUCAUGCCUUUAAUGAAUGGGAAUAUAAUAUAGAUCUCUCUGUAGCCGCGUCAUUUUUAAAAUGCCAAUGCAUGGUUUAUCGUAAUUAUGUUCUCUAUGAUAACGUAAAUAUUUCAGAAGAGUAUGACUACAAUAAAAUUAAUCUUGAUAAUUUUGCAGACGAAAAGGAAAAUUUAAAGUCUUAUAUCAAAUUAAAGUAUAUCAAUACAUUCAAACACGACGCUCUUGCUUUACAAGAGAUAGAUAAAUUGAAGAAAUUGCGAAAUCGACUGUUUGCAGAAUUGUCAUCCAAAUCUCAAAAGAAUGAAUCGAAUCUCAAUACGAAAGACAAAAAUGUAUUUUUGGCCGAAUUCGUUAAAACAGACUGGUACAUCAACCUCAACGCUCCAUCUCAUAGUUGGAAGGUUGAGGUUGAAAAAGCCAUUUCAACCUUGAUUAAUUACAUUGUCAGCGACACAAAAUCUUACUCGUUUGACGCAUUGAAAUUCGAGACUAAAUUUGAUAAUCCUAUUGAAGAAGAGCCGAUUGUAGAAGUUAACUUUGCAGCCGAACAAGAAAUAGCAUUCCCCGAUAUUAUUCUAGAUGAUGAUAAAGGAAUACCUGUUAUAUUAUUAACAGAAUUUAACAUGCUAGACAAACUCAUCUUUCACAGAACAAACGAUUCGACUGAAGUAUCACCUGCUAGUUUUAACAAAUUUAAGUCAACGAUGGAGUGUCCGUUAUUUUUGAUAAACAAUUCAGAUAUAGGUGAGUCUAUCGGAUACUUUUAUACUUUAAAUGUGUAUAAACAAUUAUUGACAAACACCAAUAAGACUGAGCCGCGUACUCGAAGAUCAUACCAUGGCGGCCUGGUGCUCGUCGACACGGAUGAAUUUGAUAAAUACAAUGAUUACAUUCUAGCGGCGACAUAUUUUGAUUUCAAAAAGGUAAAUUACAAUAUUGGUUUAUUUUAUUAUAUUUUGUGGAAAAAUUGCGAAAAUAAAGAAUGGAUGGAUAGAAAUGUGGUUAAACAGUUUAAGAAAUAUGUAAUGCGACGCAUUAGUGCGACUGUGUGUAAAAUUGGGUUAUCAGGAUUGCCGCUAGACCCUCCAUAUGUUACGUCUUUACCAACUGCUUUGUGGUACUGCGUUGCGUUAUCAUCAUGCAUAUUUAGAAAUGAUCAAGAAAAUUUCACGCACGAACGUUUAAGAAUGUAUUACAGCGUAGCGCAUUGUAUGAUCGAAAUAUUAAAGGAUCUCAAUUACGAUUUAGAUUUAGAGUCUAUUGGAAAACGUAGAGAUGUAAUUAGGCAUGUUAUGAUUUUGAAAAAAAUUCCAACGCAUGGAGAAAGAGUGUAUUAUUUGUUAGAAAGAAUAUUCAAAAAUGUUAACGGUUUUCUCGUAUCUGAAAUCGAAAAACCGUUUAACUUAAAGAAACUGAGUUACUUAAACUUGGAUCACAAAGGUAUGUUAGGCGAUGAUGAUAUUAAUGAUGGUGCAGUUGUUAACCUUAAUGACUACGUGCACUUAAUGUAUUUUAUAAAUGAUAAAAACAAAUCAAAAGAUGGUAAAGGUAUGUUUGAAAUAUGUGACAAAACAUUCCGUCCUUUUUUUACUGUUGAGAAUAACAAAUCAUUUUACGCAGAAUUAAAUGAGGUUUCUAAAAAAGUAGUUGUAAAUGUCGAUAGUGACAAAGUAAAUGUUUCUUACGAUGCAAUUGAUAAGAUGGAGUUUGAUAGGAUUUUGUCUGUAUACAAUUUGUUUAUCAAUUGCGUCAAAGAUUCUGAGAAAUAUCCAACCUUAGAUGAAUACAUUGAAUACAUUUUAAAGAAAAAGAAAUAUCACGGUGAUCUGGUAACAAUUUUUCCAUCGAAUGUUAUUUACAUGAUUAAAGAAGUUUACUCGCGUUACCAGGAUAUAGUGAAAAAUGUCGACGUUAAAGAAUUUAUACACAUAUGUAAAAGUUAUGUAAGUCGUAUUGAACGUGUUAAGAUAGAAGGAAUAAUGACAUUUAAUAGCGAUAAGGAAAUUCUAGAAUUUAUUAUUAGUGAGGAACGUAAAGUUAAUUUGAAAAAAACCGGCCAAGACAAACCACGCGUAGUGAAGAGCUCUGUGCCUUCAAACCAGGCAAAACCCCAACAAACAAAACAAAUAAAAAAACAAAAUGGUCCGCCGCGGCACUUUAGAGGAAGGCGUCCUUUUAGGAGGAGGAGAGGUUUUGUGCCGAAUACUCAAAAACCGACGAACUGA
Molecule: messenger RNA, 2680 nt
Organism: Cydia amplana
Lineage: Eukaryota; Metazoa; Arthropoda; Insecta; Lepidoptera; Tortricidae
Exons: 1
Coding region: 32-2680 (882 amino acids)
Source: RefSeq, a predicted model, not a curated record